Molecule: messenger RNA, 4381 nt
Organism: Polyodon spathula (Mississippi paddlefish)
Lineage: Eukaryota; Metazoa; Chordata; Actinopteri; Acipenseriformes; Polyodontidae
Gene: dohh
Product: deoxyhypusine hydroxylase/monooxygenase
Exons: 5
Coding region: 185-1093 (302 amino acids)
Biological process (GO): peptidyl-hypusine biosynthetic process
Molecular function (GO): deoxyhypusine monooxygenase activity
Source: RefSeq, a predicted model, not a curated record
ACCGAAACGGUGAUUUGUCUCUGUUUCCCCCUCCUGGUGGAAUGGUUGUGCCGGCUGCGUGUGAGUGAAGAUGGCUGCGAGCUGCGUGUGUUUUAAGAACUGAAUAUCUGCUCCUGUUGUCAUUUUAAAAAGUUACCAAAUAGUUGAAGAGGAGUUAAACGAACCGCACAACAUAGUUACGCAAAUGACCAAUGACAAGGACAUUGAAGCCGUUGGCAAAACGCUGGUGGACACGAAGCAGUGUCUGAAAGCUCGUUUUCGGGCGCUCUUCACCCUGAGGAACCUCGGGGGCAAGGCAGCCAUAGACUGGAUAAGCCAGGCGUUCAGUGACGACUCGGCUCUCCUGAAACAUGAGCUGGCUUUCUGCUUGGGGCAGAUGCAGGAUGAGUAUGCAAUUCCAGUCCUGAUCAAAGUGCUUGAAGAUACAAACCAAGAGCCAAUGGUUAGACACGAAGCAGGGGAGGCAUUAGGAGCCAUUGGAAACUCCAGAGUGCUGGAUGUACUGAAGCGCUACUCUGAGGAUCCGGUGAUAGAGGUUGCCGAGACCUGUCAGUUGGCGCUGAGUAGAAUUGAGUGGCUGAACAGUGCUUCGGAGCAGUGUGGAGAUGAGAACCCGUAUUUGUCUGUGGACCCCGCACCGCCGGCCCAGGAGAAGGACGUCCAGAAGCUGAGAGCCAGGCUCCUGAGCGAGGCCUUGCCUCUGUUUGAGCGCUACCGCGCCAUGUUCGCCCUCCGGAACCUGGGCACGGAGGAGGCUGUGCUCUCCCUGGCAGACGGUCUGCAGUGUGGCAGCGCCCUGUUCCGCCACGAGAUCGGUUAUGUCCUGGGGCAGAUGCAGCACGAGGCCAGCGUGCCCCACCUGAGCGCGGCUCUGGCCAGGCAGGAGGAGAACGCCAUGGUGAGGCACGAGUGCGCGGAGGCUCUGGGCUCCAUCGGAAAGGAGUCCUGUCUGCAGGCACUGCGAACCUUCCUGGGUGACGAGGAGAGGGUGGUGCAGGAGAGCUGUGAGGUGGCACUCGACAUGCAUGAGUAUGAGAACAGUGACCAGUUCCAGUAUGCAGACGGGAUACUCAAACUGCAGGGGGCGCAAUAGUGAACUGACUGACAGAAGUUUUUGCUUGCAAACUGAGUCCUGUUCCAUAACAGUUUCAGUCUAGCUAACACGGCUUCGCACUAUAGCUAUGGAGGCCCAAAUUUUUUCUGCCUUUUUUUUUUCAUUCUGACAUCUGUUUUUUACAUUUAAAAAACAAGAGUGUAAUUUAUUUAUAAGCAGUACAAGUUUGGGUGCAUUUGCCAUAUGCAGCAGAUAGUAAAAUCAAGGUAUAUAAUUAUACUGCGAAACAGCAGGUCUGUUGUUACAGAUGGGUAAAAUCUAACUGUUGUUGGUUCUAUGUUAAAAAGAAUUGGUUGGGAUAAAAAAAUGCAUAUAUGUAGCCUUGGUAUGUUAUAUAUAUACCUUUUUGCAUGCUUUCUAGUAGUUCAUUAUACAUCAAAGUUCUAUCCGAUAAUGCCCACCUGACCACCAGAAAUGAUCGCACCUUGAAUGCACGUGUACUGCAAAUGGGAUUAAGCCAGUGUUAAAUAAAAGAUGAUGUGCAGUGAACAUUUCUUCUUCAGUCUUACUGUGUGACACCAUUAAGCUGUCUCCCUGUUAAUUCAUUAAGCCCUGCGCUAAGAGGAGGAGCACGAGGCGGCACUAGAAAUGAGUUUGUGAGUCAACAGUACAUUUAACGUGAAAAUGUUGGUAGUGCAUUUUUUAUUUUAUAAGAUUACCUACUUUUGUACGGGUUGGUUAUACUUUGCAGUGCUGCUGUGGGAGAGGCAACGUUUACAGCAGAGCAGUUACAGGAAGGAGGAGGCACCAUGUGACAUCAGAGUCGUACUCGCUGCUUUAACUGCUUGUUAAGCAACAGCAGUAACAAGCAUGAGAAUGAUUUGUGUAUAAAAUCAUUUAUGGGAUAAAGUAUCUUAACCUGAAGAGAGCUUUCUCGUUAGGAGUCAUUUCUGACAGGCAGGGCUAUGGGGCCCAUCACCCUCUAAAGGUGAGCUGUAGAAGGGGAGAGGAGGAAAGAAUAGCUGCAAACUUCUCAAGUAAUGUCGCCAUUUAUCUCUUGAGAAGUGUUCCCUCAUGAAGAUAACAGCAAGAACAUAGCAUUUUCACAAGGGCACAAAACCCGUUCAUGGGUGGCAUCUUUCACAGCCAAAUACACUUACGAAGGCACUUGCCAAACCUUCACGACGCAUGCCACGCACAGAAUCGAAAAUUAGAGAUCAAGGGUUAUCCAAGGGUUUUGGGUUAAAACGGUAAAAUCCUAAACCAGGCAAGCCAGAUUGGUAACGACAGGCUUGUGAGAUUGCAUGAGUUGUACUCGCCUUGAUACAGCAAUCGCGUGAAAGUGUUAGUCCGUGUGACGGCUGUGUUAGACUAUUCUCGCCAUCAGUGACUGUCAGUGGGAGAGGAAGAGAUUAUUAACAAGGCAUCAAAUAAAGAAACAGAUGAUCAGAACAAAUCUGUUCUACAAAUAAGGGUGUAUGCUGCUUAAUCAACACACUUCCUUAAACCAUUAGAGAGUGACUUGAUACUUGUGUGGAAUAUCACAGUUAUCCUGACCUUCGUAUCUCACUUUCGGUUCAAUUCAUCACAUCUGUUAGAGCUAUGAUGAGCAUCACUGUGGCUUCAAAACAUGCCUAUAGAUCAGCUGGUCAUUUUUAGUGCAUUCUAUAUGGCUUGCUAAAUGGGGAGCAAAGUUUUGGGUUUGACCAUGGAUUGUGAGUUUGAAAGUUUCUGUUAAAAUGUUCAUGCCAACCACCGUGGUCACACUCUUGCUGCCAUCAACAGCAGUUUCUUGUGUGGCCAGGCCUUAAGGAUACAAACAUGUCUCUUUGCCUGUGUUAUCACCAUAUUAGUAAUGCAUUUAGUAAACAAGCACACAGCCAGCCAACAGACUAAAUGAGAGGGCCAGAGCGGGAUUAGGAGCAGGGAGGGAUAGAGGAUCAUAAGCAGAAAGUAUUAACGACAAUGAGAAGUCUACGAAUAAGCAACAUUCAACAAACCUCUACUGAGAGAGAGAGCAGCGGACCUGAAAAUUUUUUAUCAAACAACAGAAUAAUGCAUCCUAUCAUGAUUGGGAUUUGCGUGGUAAACAUAACCCUGACCAUCACGUACUGGUCAUUCGUCAUGGCCGAAGUCAUUUCGAAAGGAGGAAAGGUUGAGGAGGAGAGAAAACCUAACCCAGCUUAAAAAAAAAAGAGAUGCCACUAGACAAGCAAGCCUCGGUUCAGUGCUUCUAACUAAUUAUGUAAAGUCCACAGCUUCUGCAGUUAAUGUGUGGGCUCCCUGCUGAUAGCAGCCCCUAGAAGAGAACUGGGGGUAUUUUAUUAGACUCUUUCACCAUUUUUUCUUGCUUUUUUUUUUUUGUCUAGAUUGUAAUGGAUCCAAAGUAUUGGCCUUUGAGCAAUUGCACCCAUUUUGUGUUUUUAUUUUUUAUUUGGCGGUGGUUGUCUAUCCUGAAGAUUUAAAGACCGGGAAAACUGAGAUAGAGAAAGCUGGAUGGAUCACAAAAAGGUCUACGGUUGGAAUCAAGCACACCCUGUUCUUCUCAAGACAAAGUGUCCAGCUUUAUAAGGUAAAGUGUCUCUGGACUAAGCAAAAAUGGCAAAGGUCGCAGAAGUCCUGCUAUUUUCAAUAUUAAAAGAAUAAAUUAUAUGAAAUUUGAGAAGAGGGCAGAGACAAGUAAGAGACCCGAGACUCACCAGGAGGAUGGACAAGAGCUUGGAGAGGAAGACGUGGCUCUGGAGAGGAAGGAGGACAUGCUGGAGACCUGUGCUGUCCCAGAAAAUAAAGACCAGCUUACUUCCGUGAGCUGGGGAAACAGAAUGGGCCCGGGGGUUCAAUGGUGCCGUUAAAACCACUUAAACUAUGAACGCAUCCUAAAAAACUAAAAGAAUGUGGUAGCUUCUAAUGUGGUUUUUGCACAUUUAUGGUUAUACAUUAAAGCUGCUGUUUGUGUCUCACAAUCAUAUUGAAUGUUGCACCAAAAUUAAUUUUUGUCAGUGUGUAAUGUGUUUAACCCCUCAGUAGUCUUGUAACCUUGUCUUAGAGGCUAAUUUCAGUAGUGUAUACCAUUGUGUAAUGAACUAUAGUCCACUGAGCUGUAUACUGAGCACUUAUUGCUUGAAUCUAAAGAGCGGGAUCAUUCCGUCAUUAUUUCUGUGUCACGUCAAGGGAUGCUGAUGUGAAAAAGCAACACUUUAAAAUUAAGAAAAAUCACCACUUUAAAAUUAGAAAAAAGAGAGUGGAAGGAUAGGUUCUGAUGGAAUAAAAUUGUGAACGCAUGGACUGUGUGCGCAAGAGAGUGUCCUGUCCACACUCAGGCAUGGA